CCUUCACCACCUUCAUUCUUAUUGCUUGCCUUCUUUAAUGGAGACCAAGGACCUCACCCAAGAUGGCACUGUGGAUCUUCGUGGCCACCCUGUUCUUGCCUCCAACACUGGCAAAUGGAAAGCUUGUGCUUUUCUUGUAGGAUAUGAAGCGUUUGAAAGGAUGGCGUUUUAUGGUAUAGCUUCGAAUUUGGUGAAUUAUUUGACAACUCAACUUCACGAAGACACUGUCUCGUCGGUUAGAAAUGUCAAUAACUGGUCAGGAUGCGUAUGGCUUACUCCCAUCUUUGGCGCUUACAUUGCUGAUUCUUUCCUCGGUCGCUUUUGGACUUUCACCUUCUCAUCUCUCAUCUACGUCAUGGGAAUGGUGUUUCUAACAAUGGCAGUGUCAGUAAAGAGCUUAAAACCAAGGUGCAACAAUGGGAUAUGCAGCAAAGCCACAGCAUCACAAGUAGCCUUCUUCUACAUAUCUCUGUACACCAUAGCGGUCGGGUCGGGAGGCACGAAACCGAACAUCUCUACCUUUGGCGCGGACCAAUUCGACGACUUCAAUCCAGUGGAGAAGCAGAUGAAAGUAUCGUUCUUCAAUUGGUGGAUGUUCAGCUCAUUCUUGGGCGCUCUCUUUGCCACACUCGGCCUUGUCUACAUCCAAGACAACCUUGGGUGGGGCCUCGGCUAUGGGAUUCCCACCGUCGGCCUUCUCUUUUCUCUGCUCAUCUUCUACUUCGGAACUCCCCUUUACAGGCACAAGGUUACCAAAUCUCGCACCCUGGCUCGGGACUUCAUUCAGGUCCCCAUCACCGCCUUUCGGAACCGGAACCUCCAGCUUCCGCCAACCUCCGCUGAGCUUUAUGAGCUGGAAUUGCACACUUACUCCCGUAACGCCGCCGCCGCCGGAGGAAGAAGGCAGGUCGAGCAUACUCCCAUUUUCAGAUUCUUGGACAGAGCUGCAAUCAAAGAUGACACAAAUUCGUCAAGUCGGAAAUGUACGGUGACUCAAGUGGAAGGGACCAAGCAGGUGUUAGGCAUGAUCAUAAUCUGGUUAGCCACCCUUGUCCCAAGCACCAUUUGGGCUCAAAUCAACACCCUCUUUGUCAAACAAGGCACCACCUUAAACCGAACUCUUUCCCAUGGCUUCCAAAUCCCAGCAGCCUCCCUUGGCAGCUUUGUCACGCUCUCCAUGCUCAUCUCGGUUCCGAUAUACGAUCACUACUUCGUCCCGUUCAUGCGUCGAAAAACCGGAAACACUAGAGGAAUCACUCUACUCCAAAGGCUAGGCAUCGGUUUCGUCAUCCAAAUCAUAGCCAUUGCAAUUGCGUACGCGGUCGAGGUUCGAAGAAUGCACGUAAUCCAAACCAACCAUAUUGUGCAUCCUAAACAAGUAGUCCCCAUGAGCAUCCUCUGGCUAUUGCCACAAUACAUCCUCCUUGGCAUUGCGGACGUUUUCAACGCAAUCGGGUUGCUCGAGUUCUUCUACGACCAAUCCCCGGAACACAUGCAAAGCCUUGGAACUACAUUCUUCACAAGUGGGAUCGGAGUCGGGAACUUCCUCAACAGUUUUCUGGUCACGGUGGUCGAUAAAAUCACGGGAGAAAACGGGGGCAAGAGCUGGAUUGGGAACAACUUGAAUGAGUCUCAUUUGGAUUACUACUAUGGGUUUCUUUUGGUGAUAUCUACGGUGAAUUUGGGAGUGUUUGUUUGGGUGUCAAGUAGGUAUAUUUACAAGAAGGAAGCCAUUGAAGUUAAGGAUGGCAUUGAAACCAAAGGCUUGGAUACUUCCCCUCUUGGGCUACAAGUUUGAUGGGAUUGAUAUCCAUAUUCAAGAUCAUCAGCUCAGCUAUAAUUCCAAGAACUAUAGUUGAUGCUUUCUAC
This is a messenger RNA of Cucurbita moschata (crookneck pumpkin), 1869 nucleotides long. Its product is annotated as protein NRT1/ PTR FAMILY 5.1-like. The transcript has 4 exons. The record is from RefSeq and is a predicted model, not a curated record. Gene Ontology annotation, biological process: transmembrane transport; dipeptide transport. NCBI's taxonomy places the organism in Eukaryota, Viridiplantae, Streptophyta, Magnoliopsida, Cucurbitales, Cucurbitaceae. Gene Ontology annotation, molecular function: dipeptide transmembrane transporter activity; tripeptide transmembrane transporter activity. The coding region runs from base 38 to 1798 and encodes 586 amino acids. Gene Ontology annotation, cellular component: membrane.